AUGACAACAACUUCGGAGCGAUGGAGACCGACUAUAAUCGGCUCGAGCUACAUUGCUCGACCCGAUCUGGUUCGUUUCGCCGUCUCCCUCAAGUUCCUUGACCUACACCAUAUUCAUCAUACACAGGAAAACCAAAAAGCAAUGUUCAGCAACCCGAUAAUACCUGGAUUUGCGCCGGACCCUUCUGUCGUUCUUGUAGACGGCAUCUAUUAUCUUGCGACUGCUUCCUUCCAUUUAUUCCCUGGUAUCCCAAUCUAUGCGUCCACAAAUCUGCAAGACUGGAGGCAUAUCGGGAAUGCAAUCAACAGAUCCACACAACUCGAUCUGCAUAAUGCGACUACAUCUGCGAUACCUCUCGAUGAUGGCAACGUGAUGGUAGCAUCUGGAGGACUACUUGCACCCACUAUCCGACAUCACAACGGCACUUUCUACAUCGCCUGCACAAACUGCUACCACGGAAAGGACAACUGGCAAACCGACAAUUUUCUAAUAACAACUGACGACAUCUGGUCAGACAACUGGAGCGACGCAAUACCAUUUGAUUUUCACGGCAUCCAUCCUUCACUUUUUUUCGACGAUGAUGGCCGCGCGUAUAUCCAGGGCUCAUGGAUGAUGGAUCGCAUGAAACAGCCAAGUUGCACGAUCAAGCAGUUUGAAAUUGACGUCAGAAGCGGAUCCGCACUAUCUGAAACGCGUGAGAUUUGGGGCGGCUUUGCUAAACGAGAUACCGAGGGUCCACACAUUUACAAAAAGGAUGGUUGGUAUUAUUUACUAGUGGCUGAAGGCGGAACCUUCGAACAUCACAUGCUGUCCAUGGCACGCUCAAGAAAUAUCUGGGGACCGUAUGAAUCUUGUCCAAAUAAUCCCAUCAUGACUGCGGAUGGCAGGAAUGAAUACGUGCAAAAUAUUGGCCACGGAGAAAUCUUCCAAGACAUGAACGGGGACUGGUGGGCAGCAGUCUUGGGUGUACAGGGAGACCAGGACAAGGCACCAAUGGGGCGCGAAACCUUUCUCACAACAGUAGAAUGGCCAAAAGAUGGAUGGCCCCUCAUUGAGCAGCCACAAAUGUCGUUCAGCACACCGCGCACAGUACAAUUAGGUUUCGCUGCGGCACAGCUGAUCAAGAAAUCGCGAUUAGUAAACCCCCACCUGGACGAUUUAUACCUGCAUAAGCCACUGCGGAGUCCCUACAAGAAAUCCGGCUCAAUAGCGCUCACACCCCAUACUUCAACACUCUCCGCGGCAUCAGCGCCUCUCGCUUUACUGGCCCGCCGUCAACGAAGCGUAAACGCCAUUGCUGCAACGACUGUACUCCUCGAUAACGAGGCCACUCAUUCAAACGCGAUAGGUGGAUUAACUGUAUACAAAGAUCCCCUGCGCCACGCUAGUAUUUCCGUCGCCCUGUCCACCCGUCUCAUCCACGUCCACUUUGUUGACGCGUCCAACGAUUACGAAUACACAGCAUCAUACCCAGAGCCCGUCUCGCGUUCAUCCACAGCUGUAGACCUCCGUAUCAUCGCUGGCGAAGAGCGUUACGCACUCGAGUUCCGCGACCCCGACCAUGACCGACGAUGGAAGCAAGUCGACAUGGUGGAUACGACUAUGCUGAGUGCACGGGAUUUUACAGGCACGAUCAUGGGCAUCUUUGCACUCAGGGACCGCAAUGCGAGUCCGAGUAAUAGCCCGCGUGACGACUGUGACAGUGGAAGCGACGUAACGGACCAAAAGGUCACAUUUCGAGAUUUUGAAGUCAGAGGUUAG
Molecule: messenger RNA, 1761 nt
Organism: Alternaria burnsii
Lineage: Eukaryota; Fungi; Ascomycota; Dothideomycetes; Pleosporales; Pleosporaceae
Exons: 2
Coding region: 1-1761 (586 amino acids)
Biological process (GO): carbohydrate metabolic process
Molecular function (GO): hydrolase activity, hydrolyzing O-glycosyl compounds
Source: RefSeq, a predicted model, not a curated record